CCCUCUUCUCCCCCCUCCAUCCCUUGGCGCCUAUAAUGACUAGGCGGUCUGAGGCUAAGUGGUAGUUUGGCCACGGUGGGGGGGCUUAGAAACCACGCCUGCUUCUGGGGCCCUACUGACCAUUCCCAGCAACCCCUGUCCCUCCAUUGUUAAGAUGGGUCUGAAGGGCGCUUGGUGUUUCCCGUGGUGUGGGUGCCGGAGACAGCGGGGGACUGAACAAGGAGCAGACCUGGAUCCUGCUGCCCCUCCAGAUGCCAGCCCAGCUGUUGUUCCUAUUGUGACUGAAGGAGGGCUGUCUUCUCAGGGCACUGGUGCCUACUUCAGCAGGAAAGCCCGACUCUCCUUCCGCCACCAGCUGCAUGAUGUGGCCUCAGCCAAUGACUCUACCAUUUGAAGGGGACCAUCAGGGGGACUGAACUUCCAGAAGACUUGG
Perognathus longimembris pacificus (Pacific pocket mouse) is the source of this 433-nucleotide messenger RNA. It is a transcript of the gene C17H17orf114, whose product is annotated as chromosome 17 C17orf114 homolog. Bases 155 to 394 code for a protein of 79 amino acids. The transcript is spliced from 2 exons. Lineage: Eukaryota; Metazoa; Chordata; Mammalia; Rodentia; Heteromyidae. The record is from RefSeq and is a predicted model, not a curated record.